Messenger RNA from Chiloscyllium plagiosum (whitespotted bambooshark), 3198 nucleotides. Lineage: Eukaryota; Metazoa; Chordata; Chondrichthyes; Orectolobiformes; Hemiscylliidae. The record is from RefSeq and is a predicted model, not a curated record.
UCAAUCAUCGUGUGGUUUUUUUUGGGAUAGGUCAGCAAGAAGGGGCAAGUGUUGUUAAUGUGGCGGACAGCAAUGAGGCGACAAGCUGUAGUUUCCGUACUGUUGCUGUGUUGUUGCACUGUUCACGCUCAGUAUGAGAAGUACAGUUUUCGGAGUUUUCCCCGGGACGAGUUGAUGCCGCUGGAUUCGGCGUAUCGACAUGCGCUGGACCAAUAUUCGGCGGAGAACUGGCAGGAGAGUGUGGAUUACCUGGAGAUGAGCCUCCGCCUACACCGUCUGCUCCACGACAGUGAGGCUUUCUGUAACCUCAACUGUAGCUUAGUAUUACCAGACCAAACUGCUCGUUUCAGUGGCUUUCCUGAGCUCCAGCUCUUCAGCAGCAUCAUGAAAAGAGCGCAGUGUCUCCGCAGGUGUAAACAGGGUUUGCCUGCUUUCCGCCAAUCUCAGCCCAGCAGAGAAACUCUGGAGGACUUCGAGAAGCGGGAGGUCUACAAAUAUCUGCAAUUUGCUUACUUUAAGGUUCAGAAUGUAGCUAAAGCCAUAUCGGCAGCUCAUACCUUCCUUCAGAAGCACCCUGAUGAUGCAAUGAUGAAGCAGAACAUGGAUUACUACAAGUCUUUGCCAAACUCUGAUGACUUCUUGAAUGACCUGGAGAUGAAAAAUUAUGAGAAUCUAUUCAUCCAAGCGGUGAAAGCUUACAAUGGUGAAAACUACCUGACAUCUAUUACAAACAUGGAACUGGCCAUCCCAGAAUACCUUAAGGCUUAUGAUGAGUGUAUUGCUGCCUGCGAGGGUUCAAGAGAGGUGAAGGAGUUUAAAGAUUUCUAUCCCUCAAUAGCAGAACAUUACGCUGAAGUUUUGCAGUGUAAAGUGAAGUGUGAGCAUGAACUAACUCCUGUCAUUGGAGGGUUUUUUGUGGAAAAAUUUGUUGCUACUAUGUACCACUAUUUGCAGUUCACUUAUUAUAAACUCAAUGAUAUGAAGAAUGCAGCUCCAUGUGUAGCAACCUAUUUGCUGUUUGAUCCUGAAGAUUCAGUGAUGAAGCAAAACUUAGUGUAUUACCAAUACCAUAAACUGAAAUGGGACCUGACAGAGGAGGAUUUCUUGCCCAGACCAGAGGCUUUGCGAUACUACAACCAGACCAAUUUUCAAUUGCAAAUGUAUGAAUUUGCCAAACAACAUCUACAAGCUGAUGAUGAGAAAGCUGUUGGGGCCAGUUCGUUAGAUGUAUUCAAGAGGGAGUUGGAUAUGGCCCUUGCAGGGUGAAGUAUUGGAGUAUAUUGACGAUCUUCUGGAAAAAGCAGACAGUUAAUAUCGGUGACAGAGGGGAGUCUGCAGUAAAGACUAUGGUGGUUAAAUAAACAAAAUUAAUCCUUGUCUCCAGCUGCCUCAACUCAGGACAAUUUCCUCAAAUGCUGAACUCUUCCCAUAGGUGCUUAAAGUCUUAGAUUUUUACUUCUCUUUGUUAGUUCUUCUAUGUGACUGAGUGGCAGACCUAACAUUUUUUUGGAGAUGUGCCUUUUAUUACUUAAUAGGAAUCUUUUAGCUUUGAGCCAUUGCCUAAUUAUCUAUUUAGCUUCCAUUGUGUUCAUCCAAAUUAGCUCAGAAAUAGUUUCUAAAGCCAAAAGCCAUCACAGCUUCUUCAAAGUUCUUCCAGGCUGCUACCUUGAACAUUUAGACUUUUUUUUUCUGUGGUUGUACUGAGAGAGUGUAGAGUCUUUCUUUAAAAGAAUGUUUAUUUGGUUUCUUAUAAAACCUAAAAUGACGUUGAAAGACACUUGGCACACAUACUGUAUGUAGUUGGUUUAACUAACACACUUUCCAUUUCUGAACAAACUUGGUUGGUUUCACUGCUAAAUGUUGUCCUGAAUCAGGCCCAAGAUCAUGUUGAGCUUGUCUGUAGGAGAGCUGAAUUUUUUAAAUAUGAUAUAUAUUUGUAAAAUCUACUUGAUGGGCUCACACCCAAUAGAGGCAUCAGUCAGUGAUUGCUGUUCGUACAUAUUAUCCUUCACAUCUAUCGGGACUAAAUUUAGAAUUACCAGUAAGAAUGGAAACCAUGUAGGUGUAAUUUGAGCUAAUUUGCAGAAACCCAUGUAAUAAUAUUGGGAAAAUCCCAUAUUUAGAAAAAAUGAUGUUAUAUGAUUUUAGAUUCUUAAAUGACACAAGGAAGUUUUUUUGCUAGUUUUGGAGAAGUGUGUCAGUAUAAUUUUUAUUUAAAAUUGUGACGAAGAAGUAUACAGAUUGUAAAGUUCACAAAUGUUUACUGAUUAUUGUUCUACAUCAAGGACUUAAACCAAACUUGUUUCAUACUUUGCCUCAGGAUUCCACUAACUGUACUGCCUUAAUGCCAGGGAAAACAUUGACUCAUUUAUUAAUGUUUGAACAUAGACCCUUGAUGCUGUUUGUAGAGAGUCAAUGUGAAAAACCCACAAGUAAUCCUUCAGUGCAGCUGCCCUGUGCCUGGACACUUGGUUGUGAGCCAUGCCUGAAACAGCAACCCCUUUUACACAGUCACUAGUGGAUUGAAUAACAUAGUGUAAACUCACCAAAUGAUUAGAGAUUCUCACAAAACAACUGCUGCCUUGAUAAUUUGGAUAAUCUGCAAUCUUUCUGGCCCCAAAAUGUUCUUUUCAGGAGAAACUAAAUCAGAUACCAUUUGAAAUUGCAUGGAAGUGUAUAUUACUGCAAAUCACAUAAUACUAACCCUUGUUUGAUCACUUUCACCAACCACAACCAAAAAAAAACCUCAAAGCUUGCCCUUAAAUUCUUUCCAUGUUUACUCCAGGUCACAAACUAUCUUUUUUAAUGUAUAAUCCAAACUGCUUGAAAAAUAGAAAAGAAACAGCACCAAAUAUAUUUAAAUGUGAUUUAUUUUUGAUGAUUUAAAGCAAACUGACAAAUAGUACGAAAUAGACAACCAAUUGCUAAUUACUCCCUACACUUACACCAUUCCUCCAUCCCUGCCUCCAACUCCUUCCUGCCCCAUGAUAUGAUCACCACACUUUUUGUAUCUCAAUACAUCAUGUCUGGCCUGUGAACAGCAACACUCUUGUGGUAAAUCCUUUUUUUAAACAUGAAUCAUAUUAAUAUAACAGUAUUAAUCUUUCUUUAUACACUACAGCCAUUAUGUUUUUUUUUCAAAGAAGGAUCAAAUCUGUACAACUGACUGGGUGCAAUAAACUAAAGUGUUUUAACCUU